This is a messenger RNA of Aethina tumida (small hive beetle), 6271 nucleotides long. RefSeq lists its product as uncharacterized. Gene Ontology annotation, cellular component: cytoplasm; kinetochore microtubule; RZZ complex. The record is from RefSeq and is a predicted model, not a curated record. Gene Ontology annotation, biological process: protein localization to kinetochore involved in kinetochore assembly; mitotic spindle assembly checkpoint signaling; mitotic sister chromatid segregation. Lineage: Eukaryota; Metazoa; Arthropoda; Insecta; Coleoptera; Nitidulidae. The coding region runs from base 133 to 6174 and encodes 2013 amino acids. The transcript is spliced from 24 exons. Gene Ontology annotation, molecular function: small GTPase binding.
AUGUUUCUGUUGGCCACACUGCAUUUCAAAAGUUUGAAGAAAGUCAGUUGGUUGUUGUUUUUAUGCGUUUUGUGAUCGUGUUUUAUUGUAAUUAAAUGAUCGAGUUAUUUAUGUUUCGGACUAAUUAACAAGAUGGAUUUUGAAAUUGUUGAGACUGGAUUUAGCAGUGCGGAUGAAACGAUUAAUUUCGGCACAAGAUGUUUUGGAGAUGUAACCAAUCUCUAUGAGGCUACAACUGUAGUUUGCAUGAGAACGGAAAAUGAUGCUGUGCCUUCAGAUGUGACAAUCUGCUCCUUGAUAAACAAUGGGAAGAUAUUCUGCAGUAUUAACAAAACAUUAAAGAUAUUCGCUGAUAAGGAGUGUUCCUCCGUAUUUUCGGCCGGAGUUGAAAAUCCAAUAGAUGUGAUUCAAGUGUCACCAGAUGGCAAAUACUCAUGGAUAUGCAUGGAAGGCGGCGAAGUCCUCGUGAUGGAAUCGAGUACUUCUGGAGUCAAAUCAAUUUUCUCCAAGAAUAUUAUCGACACAGAAAUACCAUGCAGAGUGAAUUUUAUGAGAUGUUUCAUUGAGUAUUCUGACCCAAACAACAAAUACUCUGUCAUAAUUGUGACUACAGUAGGAAGAAUCUAUAGAUUAUCUGUGACUCAUUCACAAGAGGGAGAGACAAAUGUGGAAGUUGAGUUACUUCAAAAUUUUAUGAAAAACUUAAAAGCCACUUCAUACAGCUUCCCUUAUCUGAUGUUAAAUUUCACAGACAAUCUCGUUGUUCUAAAUACAAUUACGCAAGGAAUAGCGUACGGCGAAUUUUACGAUUGCAGGACAAUAUGUUCUUUGCCCUAUUUCCUUUUAGGUUUGGACGCUGCCGGCAAAAUUGUGAGAAUAUUCCCGGACAAUCUCCUGACCUUCCCGUUAAAUUUCGACUGUUUAUUCAGUACAAUUUCAGUGUCAACCGACAAUAAUGGAAACUUCAACAUUCUUGGCGUUACCGUGCCAGACGACCAAGGAAAAACUUACCUAAAAAUGUUCACCUAUCCGGAUUUGUCCGAGAUUUACUCCAUUAAAUUGUCAUCGGACAUUAGCAUCAUACAAGCGGAAUCAAUCUUGGACGAAACAAUGUACAUUGUCAAGGAGAUCGCAAAGGAUCGCGUAGGACAGGUGCGCAUCGUGCAAGUGUCCGAAACCGAGCCGGGACGACGUCUCGAUCGCCUAAUCAGGAAGAACAGAUUCGACGAGGCCGAACAGAUAGUCAAGAUGUUCCAUUUGGAUCCCGUCUUGAUCGCCAAGGCCAAAGCGAAGCUGAUCAUUGAGAAAACUGCAGUCACCACCGACGACAUCAAUAACUUAAUCAGUUUGUUGGAUUCGAUCACCAACGAUGAUUUGUUCAAGUUAACGAUCUGCGUUUCAAUGGCGAAUGAUUCGUAUUGUGAGGAUCGGGAUAAUAUCAGGAUCAUUUUAAACUACGGAUGCUCCUUGAUACCAAAGUCACAUGAUGAUGAGGAGGCGGAAGAAAUUGACAGAUUACAACAGAAACUCACCGAGAUGCUUUUUAAAUUCGACACAUUCGUGGCCGUUUUUCCAGAAAACACGAAUUCCGAUGCGUGGAUUACAUUUUGGGAAUGCGACUUGCUUAAAGAAAUAGAAUCAUACAUCAAACAAUAUAAAAUUGAAGAAUCCAUAAUUUUGUACAACAGACUGGAUGAAGUCACCACAAGAGAAAUAUCGACGGAAUUUGUGGAAACGAUAUUGUCUUACUUUAACGACCUGCCAGAGAAAAUAUACCAAUCAUUCCUGCCGACCUUCAUUCCAUUGACGUUGUCUUAUAACCCGUCAUCAUUGCCGUGUUUCGUCAGAUGGCUGUAUCAAAAAGUGCUAUACAUGGAGAGGGAUAUCAAAAAGUUUCCCGAAAAGGCUCUGGAGUUCGCCGAAACUGUCAUGAAGCUUUUCCGGGCCAGCCAAGAGACUAACUUAGUGUUCCAAAGGCAGACCAUUCUCAACAAAGAUUGUCUCAAUGAAAUAGACCAGUUGAUAAAGGCCUUACAUGGAUUGCAACGAUUUAAAAUCAGCGGAAUUAACAUUCGACUUGGCGACUACAUGAAGGGACCCAACAGUGUGAUUAAAUUCUUUCUUAAUAUUAUGAUGUUGGGGACCAUCACUGAUUACGAUAAAUUUUUAAAAAACGUAUUUUUCAAAUACUUAGAGGACAAUAAUCUAGAACCAGAUAGUGUUCUUCUUGAAGGAAUAAAGAGUUUAACAAAAUAUAACGAAAAGGCUUGGUCAAAAUUACUAGAACCGGUAUUGAAUUACAUAUCCUUUAAAUCGACGAAAAUUGAGGCUAUUAGAUUUAUAUUGAACAUCGCACAGAUUCCUUGGAGCGAUAAAAUUAGAAAGGUCGCCCAAGAUGCUGUCGAACUGAACGAUCCUCAAAUUAUUGAACUUAUUAGGAAUGAGCCUCGCAGGCUUGUUUUAAGAAAACACAGUUAUGCGAUGAAAGAAAAACUGGUCAGCAUCAAAAUUGACCCUCACCUAGAGUUUUUGACGAAGAAAAUCGUCCGUGUUGGUGAGCCUACAAUGGUUGAAGAUGUUUAUACACUUUGCAAGUCUCCUAUGGAAAGGAAAAGAGCAAAUUCAGUUAUGAUACCUGUGCUUAUUCGCCUUGGAAAAUUUGAGGAGGCUCUCAAGAUUCUAGACGAAAACACACCGGAGGAGAUUUAUAAUACCUCUAAAAUAAUUGGAGGGUUUAUUAAAAGUCAACUUAGCAACACGAGUAAAUUGAACAUUAUGUACCGAGAUAAUUACUACGAAAUAGCAUCCCCGAUAUAUACGAGGUUAAUACAGAACGGACCAAAACCCUUGCAGAAACACUAUGCAGAGGAGUUAAAAUUGAUUCAACAAGUUCAUAAUUUGAACAAGGAAUUUAAUUCUCAUGUUCAAGUCGAAGAUAUGAUCUACGAAUCAGAAAAGGAAAGGGUUCGAGAAGAAAUUCUGGAAAAUUUAAUUAUGAAUUAUGAAAACAUGUCUACUGUACUUAGUAAGUGUGAAAAGUUGGCCAGUUAUUUAUCCAUGGAUAAAAAUGAUGUUAUACUGUUGGCAUGUGAAAAAUUGCGGAACAUGAACCUAAUCGUCGAGGCUGGAGAGUACAUGUUAGAAACUGAGGCGAGUGUUAAACAUCUUUGUUUAUGCUCGAUACUCAUUUUUAAAACGAUCGGUGUGGACAAUUUUAAUUUAUCAUUGGGUACGACACUUAUGGACGAUACCAAUCUCUCGGAUAACAUGUUGGAACCUAGCUCUGACUUGUUUUUGUCCGGUCUCAAAUUGGCCAGAGAGAUGGCGAUUAAAGCCAUGCUCAUUGCUGAAGACGAAGACAAAUUGGCCACUAUAGAAGUAUACAACUUCGUAAGCAGUUACAUUUACUUGACAUGUCCAGCUAGAAGCCAGGUCAUGAAACGAUUGUUCAAAGAAAUGUUGAUCGAACCUUACGUGGUACCCGGUUACAACACAUUUACCUCCAUCAAAAAAGUAUUCGAGGAAUUCACAAGAUAUUUAGCGACACUCAACAAUCCCGUACACAAAUACCUCGUCCACUCGGUGACCGAGGGGCCACUUCCCGGUCCUCAAUUCCUAAAAUAUUUAGAACAGCACCACUCCACCAUCGACAAUCUGUGUCGGGAAGGCCACUACAUGGGUGCCCUCCACAUCAUCGACACACUCCAAAACGCCACCCUUCGUACGGACCUCACGGCUCAGUUGUACUGGGAACUGGACGAUAUAUUGUGCGAAAAUUGCAUGCCAAAACUGUUGCAAACGGUCACCUCCGCCCCCAGUCUCGACGUCCGGCUUCUGUAUUCGCUCUUGACGCGAGUCAAAACGAAUUAUGCGGUCAAGAUUUUAGAGGUCUCUCUAAGGCGUUACAGAAAAACACCAACUAAAUUGCUGGACUUGACAUUUGUGUCGCUUAGAUUAUUUAAAGCGAAGAAGAUGAAUGUGAAUAAUUCCCCAUUGUAUGAAGCUUUAUUGAUAAUUAAGUGGUGGAACAAGUUCUCCAAAUCCAUUGGUUCUAUGUCUUAUGAAACGUUCAUUAAAUUGAACUACGACGACCGACUGGAGCACUUUAUCAAACUAGAUAUUUUAGACCACAAUUUUAUAGGUGAAUACUGCAGUGAUUAUUCUAUGAGCGUGCAAAAAUAUUACGCAAAGUACCUGAAACAACACCUCUUGGGUUGGAAGCCAAAGUAUGACAUAGAUGUGGACGUGUGCAAUCGAAGAUCUUUAAUUUUACGAAACAACGAGAGUGACUUGAUUGAACUGUGCACCAAAAUAAUCAACAAAGUUACUGACAAAAAUAGUAUUAUUAAAAUAUUAACAGAAAUAUGGGAUAAAGUAAACUUCUAUCAUUACGAAGUCCUAAUUUGCAUUCUGACGACGAUAUCAAAAAUAAAAAAUAAAAUGGACAGCCUCACAGAACAACAAUUGCAUAUUCUUGCGUUCCUGAAAAAUUAUAAACGUUACUCCAGCCCGAGUCAAAGCGAAAUCGAACAAUGGUACACCGUCUUCCCGGACGUCCAAAGCAUCGACCCGCUCAGCGAGUUCCGUCUACCGUUCUCGCCCUCACUUUUCACCGGCGAUAUCUGGAACAUCAUCCGUCCGGAAGUCAACCUCAAAACGUACGAGCACUGGUUCUGCGCCAUCAGCGUCCUCAAGAACAACCUCAGCAUGGACGACAUUUGUCUGUUCGUCAUCAAAGAGGUGACCAGCAGCGGCAUCCUGGGCAACAACACCGACCCGGAGUGGCAGAUGACGCCGCGUCACCAAGAUCUGCUCGCCGAAGUCGACAGGUGCAUCAGUCACAUCAGCGAUUUGGAGAAGAAAGCUUCCGCGAUCUACAACCUGAUGAUUUACAUGCCCAAGGGGGCGGAUCAGGUGGCCGCGGCCGAAAUGUGCUACCGAUGCGCCGUCGAAUACAAACAGACCCAGCCCGACACGGCCAACGAGAAAGCUUUCAUUAAGGUAGAAAAGAAGUAUUUCAGCCUCUCCGCCACACAUAUCCUGCACAAGUACGCACUUAAUGAGCCGGAAUAUUUGGAGCUGGUCUCCAAACCCGAGGAACUGAUCAUGGCCUUGUACAUGGACAAGAGGAUCGUGGGAAAAGCUGAUUGCGUCAACGUGAAGUGUCCGGACAUAAAUGCGGCCGUCGACGAGCUAAGCGCUUUCUUCCAAUUGAACGUUAACCAAAUUCGACACAGCUUGCUCGACAGUUGGCUCAUGGGAAGUGAGAACGUAGUCGACAUGGACUUCACCAUAACCGGAAGUGCUUCAACUGACGCGUCGUUCUUCACGAAGACCGACGCCAGUUUAAAGAGGGCGGCGUACCUCUGCACGAGCGGUACCAAUGUGUAUUGGCAAACAUUUUUGUACGCCAAAGGAACGGACGAUCAGACAAUGAAGGAUAAGCAGAACCUGCAGUAUGGUGCCAGAGCUUUAAAGUGUCUUUGUGCAAUUUCCGACAAGGAGUCCCUUCUUUCACUUACAGAGGCCACUUACGAGGAACUCAUGUUCCACGUGGAUAAACUUACACUGUUAAGUCAGCUGGAGUUGUUUGGAUUCACAUUAGAUAUGAAUGAAAUCGACAAUUACAACAAGAAGGAACUGUUGAAGCGUGUUUCUGUUGAAAAUAACAAUCCUAGAGCCAUAAGUGUGAUGGCAGCAAUUUGCAUUAUUUACGCCAUAGGUGACCUUAAGUAUUGGAAAUUUAUUGUAACAGCUGCAAUUAAAUUAGACAUGUAUAAAGAUUUAAAAAUGUACCUGGACUUUUUGAAGAAUAAGAAAUGUCAGUACAAGAACUUUUAUGUCAUUGCUUGGCAGAAGUUGAUAGAACAUUCUUUUAAUACAAGAAAUCUGUCAUCUGAUGAGACAGAUGAAGCUUAUGUAGAAAGUUUUUUGAUGCUUCAGUCUUGUCCUGUUUUAUACUCAUUAAACUUGGAGAAUGCUAUUCAAAUUUGUUGCAAUAAUUCGAAGUACGUGUAUGCAGCUGCCUUACUACCCUAUCUCCCUAAGGAAAAACAGAAGUACUACGUUAAGGAAAUUACUUCGGUUGCCGAAAUUGGCUUAAAUCAGUUGCAAGAAUUAAGAAACCAAGGAAUAUGUAUUACAAAUGCUAAGACUGUGUUAGGACUAUGUUAAUUUUAAUUAUUAUAAUAAAAAUGUUUUAAAUAACUUAAUUUGCAAAACAUUUAUUUUUAUAAAAUAUAUUUUUAAUAAACUUUAUUGAAACUAUCAA